This is a messenger RNA of Colletotrichum tamarilloi, 372 nucleotides long. Its product is annotated as para-nitrobenzyl esterase. The transcript is spliced from 2 exons. The record is from RefSeq and is a predicted model, not a curated record. Lineage: Eukaryota; Fungi; Ascomycota; Sordariomycetes; Glomerellales; Glomerellaceae. Bases 1 to 372 code for a protein of 123 amino acids.
AUGGAGUUCUCACGAAGGGGCUGGUCUCCUCGAUCGACGACUAUCGGCAUUACUUUGCUUACUUUACUUACACUUGUGAUUGCGCAACAACCAGUACAAGUCAAGCUGGACGAUGGACCAUACUCUGGUUUAACAGCGAAUGGCGUCAACAAAUUCUUGGGCAUUCGGUAUGCGGCACCACCACAACGCUUUGCACCACCGGUGCCUGCUUCGAUGGCGCCUCAUAACGACGUAAUCAACGCGACAGCCUUCGCUCCAUCCUGUAUUCAGGCUAUACCUGCUGCGAUUGCUGCCAUGAUGCCGUCCGGUCCUGAAAGCGAAGACUGCUUGUUCGUCAAUGUCUACGCACCUUCUUCUCCUUCACCCGCCUAA